GUUGGUCUCCUCUUCUGGGCUUUUGGAGAUUAGAGCCUGCAGAUCAAACAGAGAGGAAGUCACUCCCAGCUUCAGAUGCAACACAACAAUUCCUUAGUCUUUGUGUGGCUGCAAGGAACUGCAUGAGCAAAUGGCGGCCAAGCUUUACUAUGGAACAAAGAAGUCAAGCGAACACGGUUGGAAUGGACCACACACACAAAGUACAGUGUAUUAUGCAGCGAACAUUUCGAACAAUCAUGUUUCGAAGAGGGUCCCUUGCAAAGGGCAGCGAUGGGCAUCGCCACCACCCGUCGACUCGCGCUGAAGAAAGGUGCGAAGCCAAGUAUUUUCAACAGACCACGGCCAUGCUUAAGUACAAGUUCGACAAGUUCAGAGCACCCCACACCCUCCACAAGUGGACAGACUGUGCACAUGAGGUCUGCAUUUGCCAAAAGGGAAAGGAAGAGGACAAUAGAUCAGAUCAUGGCCAGUACGACUACGGCAUCAGUGGCGGAUGCGGUGGAUGAACCAAUGGCAAUGGCACUAGAUUUGCCUGAUGAGGAGGGCGAUCAAGAUCAGGGAAAUACAAGAGAACAAGGAUGCCAGACGAACUGGGUACCGAUUGGGAGAGCACCAACAGCAAUGACCAGUAGCAAGAGCACCCAAACAGGGAAAAUACAUCAUAGAUCAAAGGGACACCAGGUGACCCCAGAGAUCCUCGAGAGGGUUAGAGCUCGGCUGGCCAGGGUUAGUGAAGUCCCAUCGUCAAGUGUAGCAGCUCCAUCUGACAGCCCCGAGAUGCAGACUAACAUAGCAACUCCAGGUGCUACUGCAUUGUUUGAUGUAGGACCAGCAUCAAGUCCCACUGCGCCUUUUGUUAGUGGUUCUUCCGAUGACAGCUAUGUGCCGAGUGAGUCAUCAACAUCAGAUCCGUGUCAAUCUGACGGGUCGCCAGAUCGCCCACGUACUCACCAGAUGCGUGAAGAGGGCUGCCACAAGGAACCGAAGUACAUCAUCUUUGAGUCGUGCCUCCAGAGUCUCGUCAAGUGGUGUCACUGUCCAGUCUGUGGCAGCCAGGACAUAAGCCCUUCUUGGGAUUCAAACGGUACACAGCUGACCAUGACUCUUCAAUGUGCAUCAUGUGACCAGAGGAGUAGUUGGAGCAGCCAGCCAAACAUUGGCCCUUAUGCCGCGGGCAACAUCCUGCUAUCUGCUGGCAUACUCUUCGCUGGCGCAUCUUCUGGCAAGGUGUUGCAAGUGCUGAACAGCAUCGGAGUGGUCACGUAUGUGAAGAGGACAUUUUUCAACCACCAGGAGCUCAUCCUGCAGCCAGCCAUCAAAAAGGUGUGGGAGGAACAGCAACGGACGCACCUCACCAUGCUGCGGGUGGAAGGCCGACCCCUUGUCCUUGGUGGUGAUGGGCGAGCAGACAGUCCGGGACACAGUGCCAAGUUUGGUACCUACACCACAAUGGAGCUUGUGGCCAAUGUGGUUCUCGACCUUCAGGUUGUACAGAGCAACGAAUGUCUUGGCAGCUACCAUAUGGAGAUGGAAGGACUGAAGAGGAUGGUGGAGCUGUUGAUCAGCUGGGACCUCGAUGUCGGGGUGCUGGUGACAGACCGACACAGACAGAUCGCUAAAUGGAUUCGCGAAAACAUGCCCAAUACACGGCACUGCUAUGACAUCUGGCAUGUUGCAAAAUCCAUCGGAAAGAAACUGAAGGCCAUCUACAAGCAUAGGACUGUGAAGACCUGAAGCCCUGGGUGCAAAGUAUAAUCAACCACCUCUACUGGGCAGCAGUGUCUACACCGCCUG
Molecule: messenger RNA, 1794 nt
Organism: Entelurus aequoreus (snake pipefish)
Lineage: Eukaryota; Metazoa; Chordata; Actinopteri; Syngnathiformes; Syngnathidae
Exons: 7
Coding region: 271-1734 (487 amino acids)
Source: RefSeq, a predicted model, not a curated record